This is a messenger RNA of Phaedon cochleariae (mustard beetle), 1569 nucleotides long. NCBI's taxonomy places the organism in Eukaryota, Metazoa, Arthropoda, Insecta, Coleoptera, Chrysomelidae. The record is from the annotation of a GenBank genome assembly.
AUGUAUAGGCUCAUUGCGGAAGCCAGCAGGCCCGGUGGAGUUUCUGCUAUGGACACCUCCCGUACUUCGAUGAUAAAAUUCAGUCCGUCUAAUUCAGAGUCAGGAUCGGAUUGCUUCAAAAAGAUGUACUGUAGUCGACUACCAUUGAGAAUAACAGAGUGCAUGAACACAAGCGUUCUAGAUUGUGCAGUCACUUUUACGUGUGACAAGAAUGUUUGUGUCUACGGAAUACAGAAAUCUAACAAACGGUUACCGAGAUAUUUGCUUGGUUCCAUACUUUAUCCCAACCCUAAAAAGGGCACACAAAAUACCAACGCCGACGCUAUUUCCAGAGUAGAAAUACACACCAAAGAAACAGAGGACUUUUGUAGUCAAGCAGACGACAUACUGAGGGACACAAACAAUUACAACAAAACAAAAACAGAUCUUUUCCAAGAACCUAACGAUACACACUCCGCGAAUCCUCCCAUAGACUCCUUUGUCGAAACCAUCCCAAUUCUAAUCGAUGACAUGGACACUAUUUCGACCAAAAAACACAGAAUUUUCGAAAGACUACCUGAGACUCACGAGAACGAAACUCAAAUUUCAAACAAUCACGUUGAAAACGAUAAUGACGAAGAUCAAACUGUCCACUCGAAUAACGAACAAAAUCCAGUCUUCGAAAUUCCAAUCAUGGGAACAGCAGUAAACAAUGGACUGAAUCAAAUAAUUAUUAGCUCAGUUCUGCAUUCCCCAUGGAAACCAAAAAUCAGAAUUCUUUUCGGCAAGAAGAAACGUACAUUUCUUCAACUUUCACAGAAUAAUUUCGAGAAAGACACGAUUGGUUUCAAGAAAAUUCACGAAAGGAAGAAAACUGAAAAUAAAUUCAAAAAUGCAACCGUACUUGUUUCAAUAAAUAAUCGACGUAAAACGCUUACCCGGUAUUUCAUGGGCCCCAGAAGCAAAAAUUUAGACAACAACCCUGGCUUGAUCCCACUCAAGAUUGGCAAUGCAAAAAUCCAAGAAAGCUCACAUCGACUUGAACACUUACAAUAUUCAGCCUUCAAGUUCGGAAAUAAACCUAUUGAAAACCUAGUCACGCCAAUUAGACGUCUCGAUAAAGAAAAAUCCGAAAAGGUAGAAAAUAAACUAACAGAAAUAUUACCACAUCCAAGUAGAACCAAACGCGGCUUAAUAAACGGUUUGGGGUUAAUUUUCGAAGCUAUUUCAGGAAAUGUGGACGCAAGUGACGGAGAACGAUACGAAAAACUCAUUGAUCAACUGCAAAAGAACCAAAAAGAAUUGGCAUCGAAUAUCAGAAGUGAAAAUUCACUAUCUAUCAGAUUGAUCAACGAAUUUGAUAAAACUGAUCAGAAUAUCGUUCGUAAUGAAAAACUCAUCGAAUCCAAAAUAAAUCAAAUUACUAAAAUUGACAUCAGAUGGCUUCAAGACGAAGAAAUCGAAAAUGCCGCUGUUAUCUAUUAUAGCCGUAGAAAAAUUAUAGUGUAUUACUUGCACGGAAUGCUAAUUUCCUACUUGAAUGAUUGUAUCAUUCGCCUAUGGCUCAUGCUGCAAACUUCAUCCUCGUAG